UCCACGUUUCGCUUCCUGCUUAAAUCUAUUCGACGUGUCCACGUGUUACCGAUCGAUUGCUGAAUCAGCCAACUUAUAUUAUAACGCCCCCCUCCCUCCAUCUCUACCUGACCGAGCAUCUUCAAUAGUUUCAUUUCUCUCCUCCCAAGCAGCAAUAUGAGUGAACAAAACGAGGCUGAAGCUUCUACGCAGCACCGUCACGUUCCAAAACUGAACGAAAGGAUUCUCUCAUCCUUGUCAAGAAGAUCUGUUGCUGCACAUCCAUGGCAUGAUCUUGAGAUAGGACCUGGAGCUCCUACAGUAUUCAAUUGUGUUGUGGAGAUCACAAAAGGAAGUAAGGUCAAGUAUGAACUCGACAAGAAAACUGGGCUGAUAAAGGUUGAUCGGGUCUUAUAUUCAUCAGUGGUCUACCCUCAUAACUAUGGCUUCAUCCCACGCACGCUAUGUGAAGACAAUGACCCAAUGGAUGUUUUAGUCCUCAUGCAGGAACCAGUCCUUCCCGGUUGUUUUCUUCGAGCCAGGGCAAUCGGGCUCAUGCCCAUGAUCGAUCAGGGAGAGAAAGAUGAUAAGAUCAUUGCAGUGUGUGCUGAUGACCCAGAGUACCGGCACUACACCGACAUCAAUGAGCUCGCUCCCCAUCGUCUUGCUGAGAUCCGUCGCUUUUUCGAAGACUAUAAGAAGAACGAAAAUAAAGCAGUGGCUGUCGACGACUUUUUGCAUUCAAAACUUGCAAUUGAUGCCAUACAGUACUCCAUGGAUCUGUAUGCUCAAUAUAUUUUGCAAAGCCUAAGGCAAUAAGAUGGGAUUUUAUUAGUCUUUUAUAAUAAUUCCCUAUGAAUUUGGGGAAAGAGAGAGAGACUUAAGCUUUUUCGCAACUGAAUUGUGUUUUGGAUUUUGAUGGCUGUUUUAUUGAGUUCCAAACAAAUAUAAUCACUAGUUUCGACUACUUGUAUUAGUAGAUACGUUUGUUAUAACAACUACAUCACAUGAUUGAUGAAAUUAGUGAAUCUGUCAAUUAGUUUGAACCAGCCCGCAGAUGGGCCAAGGUUCAAGAUUUGCA
Molecule: messenger RNA, 1060 nt
Organism: Magnolia sinica
Lineage: Eukaryota; Viridiplantae; Streptophyta; Magnoliopsida; Magnoliales; Magnoliaceae
Product: soluble inorganic pyrophosphatase
Exons: 8
Coding region: 157-798 (213 amino acids)
Biological process (GO): phosphate-containing compound metabolic process
Cellular component (GO): cytoplasm
Molecular function (GO): magnesium ion binding; inorganic diphosphate phosphatase activity
Source: RefSeq, a predicted model, not a curated record